UUUUAAAGAGACUCCACAACCAUACCUGAUGAAGAAGAAGAAGAGCUCAAGAGAGAGAGCAAGGAAGAAAAAGAUCAUUUUGAAAAGCCUGAAAGCUGUUUAAAGCUCAAAAAGAAAGCUGUUGCGAUAACCGAAAGAGAGAUUUAGCUUUUUCCCUCUUCCCCUCGCAUCAUGCGUCUAGCUUAGCUUAGUAUCCUUCCAAACUCUCUCUCUCUCUCUCUCUCUCUCUCUCUCUCUCUCUCUCUCUCUGAAACACACUUUCACGCCCCCAUUAAGCAUCCCCAAAAGAAAGACACAAAGCCAAAGAUCAUCCUCGCACCAUAGUUUCUCUCUCAAAAGCAGCGAGAGAGAGAGAGAGAGACAGAGAGAGGUUGGCUUUGGUUCUCGAGCCUUGUACUGUACCCACAUCCAUAAAAUCUCACUAAAGAUAUCGAGGGAAAGAAGCUCUCUCAAACCCCAUGAUAGGAAACAACACCAUCAUUUCUAAUCCCCCAUCAGUCCCUCCUCCUUCUGAUCCAUUCCCUGAUUGCUUAGAGAAUAAUGGCAACACCACCAACAAGAGAAAAAGAAGACCUGCUGGUACUCCAGAUCCAGAUGCAGAGGUGGUGUCGCUGUCCCCGAAAACCCUACUGGAGUCGGACCGGUAUGUGUGCGAGAUCUGCAACCAGGGCUUCCAGAGGGACCAGAACCUGCAGAUGCACCGCCGGCGGCACAAGGUGCCAUGGAAGCUCCUCAAGCGGGAGACGCCGGCAGUGCGGAAGCGGGUCUUCGUCUGUCCCGAGCCGAGCUGCCUCCACCACGACCCAGGCCACGCCCUCGGCGACCUCGUUGGCAUCAAGAAGCACUUCCGCCGGAAGCACAGCAACCACAAGCAGUGGGUGUGUGAGAGGUGCUCGAAGGGAUAUGCAGUUCAAUCAGAUUACAAGGCACAUCUCAAAACUUGUGGGACUAGAGGGCACUCUUGUGACUGUGGCAGGGUUUUCUCAAGGGUUGAGAGCUUCAUCGAGCAUCAGGACUCUUGCAACAUGGGUCGUCUAAGAUCAGACUCACACAAUAAUAACCUGCAGCCUCCAUGCCUGUCUAGGACAGCCUCAAGCCCAAGCCCUUCAAGUGACACCAAUCUCAACACAACUUCUUGGGCAACAACAAGGGCUUUAACAAUGCCCAAGCCAACCAAAGACGCAACCAUCUUCUCGAACCCUAUCGUUAAUAAACCAUCCUCCAAGAAAGAUCAUCCUGAUGACUUGCACAAUCUUGAGCUUCAGCUCUCGACUUCAUCGAACCCCGCCGAAACAAUUUCCGCCAAUCCUUCGAAGAGAGAUGAGAAAUACCCGCCCCAUCUGCAGCUCUCAAUGAGUUCCUCAUGCACUGAUUGUGCUUGUGAAAGAAACGGCGAUGGCAGUCGCAAUCAAUCAACCCAUCAGUUGAGGAUGGCUGUGGCCGAGAAGGCAUAUGCGGAUGAGGCGAGGCAGGCGGCGAGGCGGCAGAUCGAGCUGGCUGAGAGGGAGUUCGCCAACGCGAAGCGGAUGAGGCAGCAAGCGCAGGCCGAGCUAGAGAAAGCCCAUGCACUGAAGGAACAUGCCAGGAAGAAGAUGAGCUCUGCGAUUCUGCAGAUCACAUGCCAAGUCUGCAAGCAAAAGCUCCAAGCAAGGGAGUUGCUGAGGCUAGCUCCAGAUCAUGAGAGCUCUUUGGCGUUGAGUUACAUGUCAUCUGCAAUCACAGAGGGAGAAGUGGAUAAUGAUAUCAAUAGAGUAUGCUAGUGGAUAAAAGAAAAGAAGGUUGGUUUAUAUAGGUCUUUCAUAAUUUCUGGUUGAGUAUAUAAGUUCUUUUAGUUUGAUUGCAUUAGGAGGUGUCUGAGGAGGUAUAAGUUAUGAUUUGAUUUUUUUCAUGGGAGUGUUUUUGUACUAUUAAUUUUUUAUUUAGUUUCCAAUAAAAGUUGUGGUAAUGGGUUUCAAGCA
This is a messenger RNA of Syzygium oleosum, 1958 nucleotides long. Its product is annotated as zinc finger protein SHOOT GRAVITROPISM 5-like. Bases 459 to 1760 code for a protein of 433 amino acids. Gene Ontology annotation, molecular function: DNA-binding transcription factor activity. Gene Ontology annotation, cellular component: nucleus. The transcript is spliced from 3 exons. NCBI's taxonomy places the organism in Eukaryota, Viridiplantae, Streptophyta, Magnoliopsida, Myrtales, Myrtaceae. The record is from RefSeq and is a predicted model, not a curated record.